UAUAAUCAUUAGAUAAUAAGCUAAAGAAAAUGGAUAAAGGAUGGGAAGUAAGUGAAGAGCACUACUUGGAACAUUUAAUAUAGAAUCCUUUAUAUUUAAAACGGCAAGGAUCAUAAUUGAUAGAAAAACCAACUAUCAUAUAAGCAUAGGAAUCACCAAAAACAAAAAUGAGAUUUAGAACAACAUCGAUGCCAAAGUUAGAUGAUGGAAAUAAAGCAAAUUCUCCGAUAAAAAAAUAAAUAAUUGAACCUUAACAUAAAGCAGAAUAACAAUAAGUGAAAUAGCAAGGAUCUCCUUUAAUUAUAAAAACUCCUAUUAGAUAAUAGAAAUUUUAAUUAUAUCCAUAGCGAAUAUCUUUAAGAGCAACUCUUUAUCAAACUCCGGUGGAAGACAGUAGUCCAAUAAAAUUGGGAAGAACUCUUUAACCAAAGCAAUUUAAUCCAAUUUUAUAGAAUACAAAUGAUACUCAUUAUAAUGGUAUGAAAGGAUAAACAAGAUCAGUGAAGAGUGCAUCAAUGAGUAAUCUAUUGAACAAUGAUGAGAGAUUGUUAUACAAAAAAAAAAUUGAAGAUUUAGUCUUCAAAUUGAGACCAUAAAGAAAUGCUAGUAUUUUAUAUGUCAAUUCAUUAAGUUCCGUAUAAACUACUGCAGAUGAUAUUGUACUAAGAAAAAUCUAAAAAUGAAUGAAUUUUAUUUAUAUGGGAU
This is a messenger RNA of Paramecium sonneborni, 705 nucleotides long. The record is from the annotation of a GenBank genome assembly. NCBI's taxonomy places the organism in Eukaryota, Ciliophora, Oligohymenophorea, Peniculida, Parameciidae.